AUUCCAAAACCUUAGUUAAUGAUGAUUAAUGGAAAUCUCUUCUUAUUUUCCUUUUUCUAUUGUUUUUCCACUCCACCCACCUCUUCACACAAGUAAAUCUUUCCUUCCUUAUUGGUGCUUUCUCUCUCUUCCAUUUUCUCUCACUUUUCUCAAUCUUCUUUGCAUUCAAUUCAUUACAUUUACAUAUUUUCAUCUAUACAUACAUAAAACCCAGUCCCAGAUUAUAUAUUUCCUCCAUUUCCUUUUAUACCCUUUCUCUCUCUCUCUCUCUCUCUCUCUCUCUCUCUCUCUCUCUCUCUUCUGCAACAUAUUCUAGAGAGAGAGAGAAACAAAUCAUAGAAGGUGGGUAAAAAUGGGGGCUUGUUUUUCUACCUCAAAAGUGUGUGUUGGGAAGCCAUUGAAGAGGUCAAAGAAGAAGGCUCAUAAUACUAGCUCUGUUACUGAUAAUCAUAAGAAGAGAAAAGCAAUUAAAAAUAGAGUUUCUUCUCGUUUGUCUGAUCGUCCUUUAUAUGCUUGUAACAAUAAUACUAAUCAUGUUUUAAAGUCCACUUCUUUCCCAGAUCGCUACACCAGUAAUCCUACCUACCAAGGUGGCGUAGAGGAGGCAUGGUAUGAUUCAAUGAUGAUAUUUGAGUCUGAUGGUGAAGAAGAUUUCCAGAGUGUUCCAGACGAUAUCUUAUCUCAAAAUGGUUUAGCGGUGGGUAGAAAUUCUCAUGAAGCACACUCAGCACGUAAUUCUUUGAGUGAUGUCGGUAGAAAUUCAAUGGAAAUGAGGCACAGCGUAUACCUUGAUGAAAUAUCCUCUUCCGUGGAUGAUAUCACCAGCAAGGAAGAUAAAGUGCUGGAUCAUUGUGGAAUUCUUCCUAAUAAUUGUUUGCCUUGCCUUAAUACUACCACCGCACCUUCAAUUGAGAAGAGAAGAUCAAUCAGCUCUAGUCCACCAAGUGCAAGGAAAAAGGUAGCCUCAAAAUUUUCCUUCAAAUGGAGGGAUGGACCCCCAAAUUCGAGAUUUUCUUCAAAGACACUUCUGCAAAGACCACUUGCAGGGUCUCAAGUGCCUUUUUCGCCUAUAGAAAAGGAAAUCAUGAACAGUUGGUCUAUUAUUGAACCAAAUUCUUUUAGAGUUCGUGGACAGAACUAUUUCAGGGAUAAAAAGAAGGAUUUUGCUCCAAAUUAUGCUGCAUAUUAUCCUUUUGGUGUUGAUCUGUUCUUGUCGCCACGAAAAAUUGAGCAUGUGGCUCGGUUUGUGGAACUUCCUGUACUUAAUUCUUCGGCUGCUGGUUUUCCCCCUAUUCUUAUUGUAAAUGCUCAGGUGCCAUUAUAUCCUGCUGCAUUAUUUCAAAAUGAAGUUGAUGGUGAAGGAAUAAAUAUAGUUAUGUAUUUUAAGAUUAAUGAACAUUUUUCGAAAGAAGUCCCAUCCAACUUCCAAGAAGCUAUAAGGAGAUUGAUGCACGAUGAAGUUGAAAAGGUAAAAGGUUUUCCCAUGGAUAGUAUUGCACCUUUCCGUGAGCGGUUAAAAAUUCUGGGUCGUCUUGGCAACGUGGAUGACCUUCAUUUAAGCGCUGCAGAGAAGAAGCUUAUAAAUGCCUAUAACGAAAAGCCUGUCCUUUCUCGUCCUCAACACGAGUUUUUCUCAGGAGAGAAUUACUUCGAGAUCGAUUUGGAUAUGCACAGAUUUAGUUACAUUUCAAGGAAAGGCUUCGAGGCAUUCCUUGACAGAUUAAAGAUGUGCAUUCUGGAUUUUGGACUCACCAUACAGGGAAAUAAAGCUGAAGAGUUGCCUGAGCAAAUAUUAUGUUGUACACGGUUAAUUGGACUCGAUUAUUCAAACUAUCAGCAAUUAGGGAUGGGUCAAGACCCCUUGUUGAAUUAAUAGGAGUAUAUGCUGCAAAAAAUGUAAGAUUAUUUAUGUGAAAUAAAAAGAAUAGGUCUAGUUUUUGAAAAGUAAAUGUGAUUCUGUGUGUAUAUUAAUGUUUAUAUUUUCAGAUAUCCCAUGAUGAAGGGAGUUUAUAGUCUGAUGCACAUGUACUGUACAUGGAUAACAGGGCCAUUCACAUGCAGAUAUAAAAGUAUAGGAUUAGACAGUGGAAUCUUGCCCCUGCCUGCAAUUA
Molecule: messenger RNA, 2111 nt
Organism: Amaranthus tricolor (Joseph's coat)
Lineage: Eukaryota; Viridiplantae; Streptophyta; Magnoliopsida; Caryophyllales; Amaranthaceae
Exons: 9
Coding region: 353-1873 (506 amino acids)
Source: RefSeq, a predicted model, not a curated record